AUGGCCCCGUCCGUCCCUGAAAUCGCGGAAACCGCGCAACCCCCGCCGAACAUCGAGGUCACGAACCUCCAGUUCACGUAUCCCGGAAUCGACGGCCAGCCGCCGCCCGGCGCCAAGCCGCUGAUCGACGGCUUCUCCCUCACGCUGCACCCCGGCGAUCGCUGCCUCCUCGUCGGCGCGAAUGGCGCAGGUAUGUGUGCUUCAAUAUACUAUGGCUCAGGAAAGAGUUUUGGCUUCUUCCUCACGCUGCACCCCGGCGAUCGCUGCCUCCUCGUCGGCGCGAAUGGCGCAGGUAUGUGUGCUUCAAUAUACUAUGGCUCAGGAAAGAGUUUUGGCUUCUUCCUCACGCUGCACCCCGGCGAUCGCUGCCUCCUCGUCGGCGCGAAUGGCGCAGGUAUGUGUGCUUCAAUAUACUAUGGCUCAGGAAAGAGUUUUGGCUUCUUCCUCACGCUGCACCCCGGCGAUCGCUGCCUCCUCGUCGGCGCGAAUGGCGCAGGUAUGUGUGCUUCAAUAUACUAUGGCUCAGGAAAGAGUUUUGGCUUCUUCCUCACGCUGCACCCCGGCGAUCGCUGCCUCCUCGUCGGCGCGAAUGGCGCAGGUAUGUGUGCUUCAAUAUACUAUGGCUCAGGAAAGAGUUUUGGCUUCUUCCUCACGCUGCACCCCGGCGAUCGCUGCCUCCUCGUCGGCGCGAAUGGCGCAGGUAUGUGUGCUUCAAUAUACUAUGGCUCAGGAAAGAGUUUUGGCUUCUUCCUCACGCUGCACCCCGGCGAUCGCUGCCUCCUCGUCGGCGCGAAUGGUGCAGGCAAAACCACCAUUCUCAAGAUCCUGGGAGGAAAGCAUAUGGUCGAUCCCUCCAUGGUUCGCGUGCUCGGCCGUUCUGCCUUCCAUGAUACCGGGCUCGAGGCGUCUGGCGCUCUCACAUACCUGGGCGGCGAGUGGCGCAGGGAUGUGGCAUUUGCUGGUUUCGACGUGCCAUUACAGAUGGAUAUAUCGGCCAGAAAGAUGCUAUUCGGCGCUGCUGCGGACCCUGCCAGGAGGGAGCGGCUGAUCAAGGUGUUGGAUAUCGACCUGGAGUGGCGGAUGCACAAAGUAUCAGACGGGCAGAGGAGACGCGUGCAGAUUGCAAUGGGAUUGCUGAAGCCCUCCAAGGUUCUCCUGUUGGACGAGAUCACAGUGGAUUUGGAUGUGUUGGGCCGAGCGGACCUCAUGUCGUUUCUGAGGGAGGAGUGUGAGCAGAGGGGGGCAACGAUUGUGUAUGCUACACACAUUUUUGACGGGCUGCAGACGUGGCCCACCCACAUCCUCUCCUUCCUCUGUACCCCUCUUCAUCCCUCUGCACCCCUCUCCGCCCCUCUGCACCUCCCUCCCGUAUCUCUGGCAUACGCGUACGUGGCAAAGGGCAGGCUGCAGUUCACCAAGCAGCUGUCGGAGUUCCCAGAGCUGGCCUCCACCACUCUCAUGGAUGAUCACUCACCUCUGCACUCCUCUGCAUCCCUCUGCGCCCUUGCCUGCCCCUCUGCACUCCCCCGUACCCCUCUGAAUCUCUUCUUCAGGCGUACAAUGAUCGAAACGUGGCUUCGUCAGGAACAGCAGGAGGAGAGGGAGAGGAGGAAAGCAAGGAAAACCUUGGGGCUACCGGAGAGGCAGGAGCUGGGAGGAGGAGAGUGGUCACGGGUCGUGGGUGACCCGGCCAAGAAGGCAGCUUCAAGGGUGAGAAUGAUCGAGGCAUGGCUUCGACAGGAGCAGCAGGAGGAGAGGGAGAGGAGGAAAGCAAGGAAAGCCUUGGGAUUACCUGAAAGGGAGGAGCUGGGAGGAGGGGAGGGGACGCGGGUGGUGGGGGACCCUGCCAAGAAGGCAGCUUCAAGAGUGAUGAAUAACGGAUGGGGGCAAGGCAGGAUGUUUCCCACAGUGAAGCUUUCAGAUGAAGAUGCUGCUAAGCUGUUUGACCUGACCUCCAAUAGGGUUCUAAGGAUGUAA
Closterium sp. NIES-65 is the source of this 1977-nucleotide messenger RNA. NCBI's taxonomy places the organism in Eukaryota, Viridiplantae, Streptophyta, Zygnematophyceae, Desmidiales, Closteriaceae. The record is from the annotation of a GenBank genome assembly.